This is a messenger RNA of Fulvia fulva, 3534 nucleotides long. Its product is annotated as Rho-type GTPase-activating protein 1. NCBI's taxonomy places the organism in Eukaryota, Fungi, Ascomycota, Dothideomycetes, Mycosphaerellales, Mycosphaerellaceae. Gene Ontology annotation, biological process: actin cytoskeleton organization; signal transduction. The record is from RefSeq and is a predicted model, not a curated record. Gene Ontology annotation, cellular component: cytoplasm. The coding region runs from base 1 to 3534 and encodes 1177 amino acids. The transcript is spliced from 3 exons.
AUGGCUCUGCCACCUAGCGACAGGCCGCCCGGCGCGGCGAAGCAGGCAUACCACGACGACGACGGCCAGUUUGCACAGCACGAUCACUCACCCGUGGCGAACGGCCGGACAGACCUUAGCACACGGCCGCACGAGCAGGAGAAUGCUGCCGCUUUGGCACCCCAAGAUCGAUCGAGACCCUCGGUCGAGGCCACGAAUGAGGGUGGUAGCAAAGACAGGUCCAAGUCAAAUGGUCGACGGCCCAGCGGACAGCAGAGAUCGUGUGGGAAGUGCCAGCGGCAUCUCACUGGACAGUUCGUGAGAGCGCUGGGGGACACAUAUCAUUUGGAGUGCUUUACAUGUCACGACUGUGGCAAGAUCGUAGCCUCCAAGUUCUUUCCGGUGCCAGACCAACCGCCGGGCCAGUAUCCACUGUGCGAGACCGACUAUUUUCGACGGCUCGAUCUACUCUGCUUUGCCUGUGGUGGAGCUCUGAGAGGAUCAUACAUCACAGCACUGGAUCGAAAAUACCACAUUGAGCACUUCACAUGCUCAGUGUGUCCCACAGUUUUCGGCGCACAAGACUCGUACUAUGAACAUGAGGGCAGCGUGUACUGCCACUAUCACUAUUCCACCAAGUUUGCACAGAAAUGUAAUGGCUGUCAAACAGCCAUUCUGAAGCAGUUUGUGGAGAUAUUCCGGAAUGGUGUGAAUCAGCAUUGGCAUCCUGAGUGCUACAUGAUUCACAAAUACUGGAACGUACGACUACAUGCACCGCCGCCGAAGGGUUCUGAGGAAGAGCAAGCGCUCGAGCGACUAAGGAUAGAUCGCGACACAGGCGAAGGCGAUGCCAGUGAAAAUGAGAGGCAGGUCGUCAAGAACGAAGAAGAAGCAGUCGAGUACAAAGUCCACUGGAUAUGGCACACACUAUCGACCUUCGAGGAACGUUCAGCCACAUGCAUAUCGGACAUGUUGCUGCAUGUCAGUAACGGAGCGUACAUGGACGGUGUCGUGGCGGCCAAGAAAUUCAUCACUCACGUCGAUCUUCUUUUCGGCGCAGCAGACGUUCUCGAUCACCGACUUCACGUUCGACCCAACAGGAACGCAGAUGGCGUCCGGACCUUUGAAGCCAUUGUGCACCCCGGACUCAGCUACAGCAGAGAGGCAAAGCUUCUUUGCAAGAAAGUCGUGGCGUUCUUCCAACUGCUCGCAGAGAAUCAAGAUAACGGCGUACGACGGCUUGGCGUCACUCAAGAGCUGCUAUCGCUGGUGACUGGACUGGCGCAUUACUUGAAGUUGAUGAUCAGAAUCUGCUUGUCUGGCGCUCUGAAGCUGGAACGUGAGACCGCGAGUGCGGAAGGCUUGGAGAGCUUCCUCGAGGAUAUCAGCAAGCUCGAGGACCGCUUGCAGUCGGAAAGCCAGAGAGACUCCAAGGCUGACGCCGAAUUGUACGUCGACAAAAGUGCAGACACUUGUGUCGUGUGUGGCAAAGCUGUCGAGGACAAGUGCUUCCGGCGGGACAAUCGAGUCCUCCAUACACAAUGCGUCAGCUGCUCGAAGUGCGGUAAAGACUUGAGCGACGACCCAGGCGAGGCUCGGUGGAGUGAACAGACCCAGCGAGUAUGGUGUUCGAUCCACGCUCCUUCUGAUUCGAGAGCCGGCGGAUUUGUGCCCAUCACACGGUUGCAGCAAUAUGUGCAUCUACUCAGGGUGGCUCACGCAAGGCUUUUGGCAACGCUGAGGACCAGCGGCGCACUCCCGCACACAAGUGAUGACCCCAAUCUUGCAGGAUACGACUCACGAGAAGGGCAUACACCCUCGAACGAAGGCCAGCCUCCCCUUUUACGCUCCAACACGAGAUCCAGAUCGUACGCUGGCAGGUCUGGAGCACAAAAAAAUCAAGGCGAUCAGAGCUACGAAGAUACAAUGGGAGAUGUUCGACGUCUGAGAAGCACACGAAUGGACAAGCACCUUUCGAAUGCAACCAAGAAAGCCCGGACAUCGAGAAUCAUUGACGGGCCCGAGGGUAUGAGGCCUGGCUCUGCAGAUGGUGGCAAUGGCCGAAGAAGGACUGGCACGUUCCAGAUUGUCGAGGAUCGAGACGCUAACGGCGAGGCUCUGAACCACUUGGCUUUUGGCAAGAACGACGCCAUGACCCUCGAUGACAUUCCCAGGAUAGUGCAGGCUCAGCAGACGAGAGAACAAAGACCGAACGCUUCCAGGUUCGCAAGGCAGCCCAUGAUACCGCACGAGCCAAGACCCAAGUUGAUCAAUGGCCACACUCGGGAAUGGUCUGGCGAUGGCAAUGAGCGCAUGGAGACUCGUCCACCUGGUACGAAGAAAUAUUUCUCUGAGCUGACGGCUCUGGAGUACUUUAUUGUUCGACACGUUGCUGUUCUGUCGAUGGAGCCACUACUCGAAGGCCACUUCAACCAGGAAGAGCUGCUUGAGCUUAUAGAAAGCAAGCGUCCCACUUUCUGGAGCAAGUUCGGCAAAGCGUUCCAGGGUAAGGAGAAGAAGGAGAAGAGACCGAAGACCGCCAUCUUCGGCAUACCUCUGGACCAAAUCAUUGAGCGCGAUUAUGAAGAAAGCACCGAUGGCGUUGGUCCCGGGUCGUUGAAAAUCCCGUCCCUGGUGCAAGAGUGCAUUACAGCAAUGCGCACUAUGGACAUGUCAGUCGAAGGAGUUUUCCGGAAGAACGGCAACAUUAAGCGGCUCAACGAUGUCAAAGAGGAGAUUGACAACAAGGGUGCUGUUGAUGUCGACCUGUCGAAGGAGAAUCCAGUUCAGGUGGCUGCGCUGCUGAAGAAGUUCCUCCGCGAAUUACCGGACCCGCUUCUUACACACAAGCUGCACGAUCUCUGGAUUACCUCACAAAAGAUUGACGACAGUGAUCGAAGGCGAAGGCUGCUGCAUCUGACUUGUUGUCUGCUGCCCAAGUCCCACAGAGACACCAUGGAAGUGCUCUUCACAUUCCUGCAAUGGGUUUCUAGCUUCAGUCAUGUUGACGAGGAGAGCGGAAGCAAGAUGGACAUUCACAACCUGGCGACCGUCAUCACACCGAACAUUCUGCAUCGUGGCAAAGAUCAUGUACCUGUUGAUGACAGCUUCUUGGCCAUUGAAGCUGUCCACAGCUUGAUCGAGUGCAACGAAGCCAUGUGUGAGGUUCCCGAAGAUCUCGCCAUGAUCUUGAACGACUCUUCUCUCUUCAGCAACAGUGCCGACAUCACCACUAAGGAAAUCCUGAAAAGAUAUGGCGACCGUGCCAAAGCACCAACAGUCAACAGUGCACAGCCAACAAUAGCAGCAGUCCACAACGGAGCGACAUCGCCGCCCUCUUCCGCUCCUGUCGUAACCCGCGUGGACACGGACCCGUACCAACAGAGUGCCUGGCAGAACGAAAGCUCAGUCAGACACGUCGGUGGAGACCCAAUGACCCCACCCAAUCUGCCUUAUGUGAAUCCCAGCGCGAGUACAGAGUGUCAUGGCAGUCCGAACAGGGGCAGCGUACGGUCAGGAAUCUACGACAAACAGCGAGCCAUGGGCGUGGCAUGA